Amoebophrya sp. A120 is the source of this 14704-nucleotide messenger RNA. The record is from the annotation of a GenBank genome assembly. NCBI's taxonomy places the organism in Eukaryota, Dinophyceae, Syndiniales, Amoebophryaceae.
GGUAGUUGUGCGUCGCAAGGCAGUUCAACGAGCAGGUGGAGGGACGGAGGAGCACAUCUGGAGGGCUCGAUUAUUAGCGUUCCUCUGCGGAGAUUGGAGUUGGGUGCUCGGGCAGGAUUGGAGCAGUGGAAGAGCAAGAUCUCCGAUCUGGUUAUGGACAAAGAUCGCUGGGACGAAAUGGUGUCUGGGUGGAGAAGCGAUGCGCACCUGCUGAUGCUGUUUCCACACAAGAUGACCGAAUUGGUCGUCUCCCAGCUUCCCGCGGACGCUGUGCCGCUCGGAUCUCGAAAUGGAUCAGAAAAGCGACAGGAAACUACUGCGGCGUCUGCCAGCGCGGAUAAAAAGCGAAGAGGGAGGACAGCAUCACGCUCGGCGCAAGCAGCCGCAGUUGCGGAGCACCCAGAACACGUAAACAGCAUGAACCCAGACGAAUUGGUGCCAGCCCAACGAAAGACGGACUUUCGUUGCACACGCGAAGUUGAAGCGCAGCAGGCCAGCUGUAAAAGCGUUGCUGCGGAGACGCCUUUUGGGAGCGGCCUCUCCUUCAUCAACGUCGUGGUGGACCAGCCGGAAGAAAACGGGUCGUCAAGAACGUCAUCCAGAAGAUACUCGAUGCUGGCAACAUUACCUGCAGAAGGAGAACCCAAGGGUGAACGUCGAGUCGCGCUUUGCGUCAAGACCACACACAUUGAUGCAACUACUUCCAGGAACGGGAAAGACAGUUCCACUAGGGGUACUUUGAUGUCAACUGAGCACGAAAAAGGAAAAAUCUUUUGUGGGCAGCCACUCCGAGCGUCCUUCACAGGAUGCUCCGUGCACGUCUGCGCACUGUUUCAGCCCGCACAGGACAGACGCAAAUUGGUUUUGGAUGACAGCGGCGGUGAUUCACGGCGAAACAAGGAAGUUCUGCUUUUGUGUGGCCGUGACAUCGCGGAGCUUUUGCGGCACGUAAACGCAACUUUGUCUUUGGCAAAAGACGAGGACGUGGACGCGUGGCUGACGAAAUCAGCAGAGGACGACACGGCACUAGACUUCGCCUUCUCAACCCCGGAAUUCUCACGGACGAUCGCGCGCGCCAAUUUCUUCGAGUCUGCCUUCCCGACGGCAGACAAGGCAGCGAACAAAGAUAAGAGUGAGCGCAGUCUGCUCGCGGAGGGUUUCUACAGUGCGAUUGCAAAGGAUCCAGAGCGGUACGCCGGGAUGCACUCCAGCAUCGGCGCCGAGACCGGCGACGACUGUUCUGGAGACGUUCGCGCCCUGCAGUCCUUUGACAACGUCCUGUUCAUGGCCAGCGACGCGUACCCGGGCAAGGAUGAGAUCCGUAGAAACGCCAUGCAGGUUUUGGCAAAGAUUCGUGCGCCGAUCGCGAUCGCACCCCAACCAGUCCUCAACGCGUACUUCGAAAAUGAAAUUCUAAGCAAGACGGAAAACAUUUUUUCCGUCGGAAACCUGCUAAAAACCGUCGUCCGUCCGCUGGAACGCGCUUUGACCGGUGACGAAGCAACCAAGCUUCUAGAUUUCAUUCUCGAAGAUGUGAAUGUGAAUAAGGGCGGUCGUACAGCACAACAAGAUGUCUUCAGAGAUCUGGAUGGCUGCAAGUUGUGUGUGCUGGGGCCGCAGCCACAGGAGGAUGAUCAAAUUCAUCACGAAGAGCAAGACACCCGGACCAUUGUGCCGUUUGCGAAGGACGAUCCCCCAGUUGCCUGCACAAAAAACGAGCAGCAAAGACUGAUGCGGGCGCUUGGGCAGGAACGCAACGUCGUCUUUCCUACCAUCGAUAAUAAAGGCGCCGCCGCGUCCCGGUCGCUGCGUAACACGAAGAUGUUACAGAAAGCCGGACUGUUGCAGGAGCUGCAGGGACAGCAUGUGAAGGAAAUGCUCACAGCGUACAUCGGAAAGCAAAAACAGCCGGACAUUCCCGAGGAGCUGCUAGAUGCGGUUUUCGCUUGGGCAAAAGCGAGUUCUCCCGCGGACCGUUCCUGUCUGGACGAAAUCCCACUACUGCCCUGCUACAUCGGUGACGGCGACGCGGAAUGGGCCCCAUUUUCUGACCGGUUUGUCUGUGUCGGGGAGAAAGAGUGGAUCGGCAUGCAGGAAUACCUCAGCGUGUUCGGCGUGCAGGUGCUCGCGGAGAAUGAUUUUUCGCAAGGAGGUGAUAAUAUGUAGUGAGGUCACCGAACGGUUCUAACCGGGGAGUUUUUUUGACACCCAGCCAGCAAAACGACCGGCAGUUUUCAAGCGGCCGAAAGCGUUUUUUGACAUAAAAAAUUUUCAAUUAUCAAGCGGGCGGGGCUUUGAUAUCAAACAAGCCCGGUCGAAAACUAUCGAUUCGCACUUGAUAAAACGACGCAGGGGAGCCGGCAAAAGGGGCGCCCUUCUGAGGAGCCCACCGCCUUAGUUUCUGGCGAUUUGGGGCGCCCAAAAAGAGGCGCGCAAAAAGCGCGCCCAAAAUCAGAAAAGCGAAACAGCAUGGCACGGCCGCGAUUUCGAAGCAUUUUGGGCGGCCGCGAAAGCGGCCGCCUUUUCGCCGGUUUCAGAGCCUGGGGAGCUUUGCAAAAAGCGCCGGCGUGAAAAAUAAAAACGCAAAAGGGAAAAAGCGCGCCAGACGCGCAAAGCCAACCCGCAUGCUGCGGGCCCGAUUUUUCUUUGCUUUUUGAGCGCCCCCCGUGGCGCCCGGAUCGGCCCCAUAGCAUCGGGGCUCGCUUUCGGAAAGGAAUUUUGGAAAUGUGCCAAGAUUUGUGAUGUUUCUCAAGUGACCGCCAUACCGUGCGGCAUAACGUUACUCACGGCGGUAUGGCGAGCCCAGAAAAAGCAAAGCCGCGGCCAAGGCGGCGGUCGGAAAAAAACGCCCACGACCUCACUACCCCCGCCCCGGCGGCUAUAUUUGGUACUACGGGCCGCGACGAGGCCACAGCCUUCGUAUCCAGAGCUGCAGCAGUCCACGAGCUUGCAGACCGGGGCGAACACAUGCCCGACCUGGUUGCUGCCCUGGAAUAUCUCGCUUGUCGUAAGAAGUGCACGUUUUCCGAAAGCCCUUCUGGUGGAAACGACAAAGACAAGCAGAGCGAAAACGUGAACGAUGACGCCGAUCGUAGGUUCGACUCCGAGGCCGCUCAGCUAUUGAACUUUCUCGCCAAGCACAGCGGAUCUGGUCCUGAGGUCGUCAGGGCGAUAUCUAAGUUCAUCGGACUGCUUCCGAUCUUUCCCUACUGGUCUUCAGCUGAGGGGGCCAGGACAAGUCUGCUGUCGAAGAAAGUGAAGUGCAUCUUUGCGAUGCCGCAAGGCGACGUGUUUUGGAAAUUCGCAAGAACAGAGGUAGCGGAGGUGCGCGAGAUAGUCGUGCUCGACGAUCACGAGGAAGAUACAACAGCGACAAACAAGGCUGCGAAAAAGAAUCCUGAUAAAGCAAAAGCUCUGGCGCAGGGGGCAAAGCAGAGCAGUAUCCUCCGGCUCCUGGAGGCGGUGCGCGAGGUUGCAACUGCGGAAGCGGGUGGCGCACCGUCAAGCAGCGUAGCGAAAAAGCGCACGAAAAUGGGGAAGCAAUUACCUGCUGCUGCGGUGGCUUCCUCGACCAAGAACAACGAUUGCGAUUUGCCGCCCAUUCUGCGUCUGGCGAAGGAUCUGUUCCUCGACUUGCGGCUUCUGCCGGUGCAGAACUCUGUCUUGAUGUCCAAGGCGAUCGAGUGCCAAGUUUUCCGCCCGGAAGACCAACAGGAACUUCUACAGGAAGAGUUUGUUCCGGGUAACGAUGGCUCGUUGCUGAAAAUCACCGACUGCUUCUUCGUCGACUCCGACUUUGGGCGGUUGAGUGCAGGGAUCAAGCGCGGACUGAACCCAACCUGGCGGGGCAACAAACCGCUUCGCAGCAAAAUCCAGGCCAUAGGCCCCGGCUUCCGAUCGGAACUUCAUGCGGACGAAAUGCUCGAGGUGCUGUUGCAAACGGUGGACCGGGCGGGGGGAGAAGGUGCGCAUGUUGAUCCAAACAAUGCCUCCUCAGCCGCGGAUCGUCCGGAUCCGGAAUUCGCUUGUCCCUCCUUGACGCUCGAUCUGGCGAAGAAGCUGUACCAAAAGAUCACUUACAAUGACGACGUUGCGCAGAAGUUGCGUGGUAAGCGGUGGAUCUGGGUCGACGGAACUGUUAACGGGUUCGUUUCUCCGUCGCGGAUUACGUAUACCCCGAAGCAGAAUGCUGACCUGGCGCCGAUUCUGAUACCCUUACCAAAGGCCUACGAGAAGCUGUCGCUAUUUUCCCAACUGAUUCAGGACCGCACGAACGAGUACGCGUCGUCGCUUGUCACGUUACUGGAACAGAUCCGCGAAGCCGACAUUGCGCUUUCUGCUGGACGAGUAGUAGUUGAGAACUCCGAUGUUGAUGGCGAACAAGCUCCAGCGCGCGGACAGGUCGACGCAAGGAAUCCUUUCGCGGCAGAAUCGCAGGCCAGCGCACGAGAAGAACCACACGAAGCAGACUCGGACGGGGCCACGCUGACUGUCAAGUGUGGCGCUUACGGGCUGCCAGACCUGCAGUUGCGCGAGGAGGCGGUGGUAGACAAGAAAUGCCGGAUCCGAGUGAUCGAAAACGCGGUGCUCGCUUUGGAUAAAGCCAAGAGGGAAAAAAAGUUUCAGCCACUUGAGCUGCUGCUCAAGCGAGUCCUCCUGCCCACGAAAAGCCUGGAGCUGAAGCCCGCGGCCGAGGUGUUUGUCAAUGAUCUGAAGUGGGACCCGCUCGGCCAGAAUAAGACAGAAAAGCUGCGGCAAGACAUUCUCCACGACCGAAUUGGCGACGAGGUCGGGUUGGCGCUCGGGGCCGGCAAGGUACGGAAACGGCUGAAGGACCGCUACCAUUUAAACUUUCCGGUGCAGAUCAUGGGACUGCAGGAGUCGCUGACGAACCGACUGAAAAAGAUCGUGAACGAGUAUCCGCACAAGUUCUGCUUCCGUGAACUGCUGCAGAACGCCGAGGAUGCGGGAGCAAAGAGGUUCGUAGCGGUCUACGACCACCGGACCUGGAAGAACCACGAAGCCGCCUCCCUCCUCUCGCCCGAGAUGGCGCGGCAACAGAGCAAGGCGCUCGCGUUUUGUUGCGACUCCAUCUUCAAACCCGGCGACUUCGAGUCGCUCUGCGCGCUGGGCACCAGCCGCAAAGACCACGCAACUAUGAUCGGCGCCCACGGGGUCGGUGGCAAAGUGCUUUUCGGCCUCACGGACGUCCCGGGGUAUUGGAGUGGCGGCCAGUUUCUCUUUCUGGAUCCCUACGUCGAUUCGCUCGCAGAUAUGGGCGCGACCCGAGAGCAACCCGGCGUCCGGUUGAAAAACAGCGAAACCGGUGGCGACGGCCCAAUGGACGCCUUUCCCGACCAGUUUGAACCCUUCCGGAAGCUUGCGGCUGACAUUGGCAUCCCGCUCUCCGUGAAAGGAGACGAGCUGUGCGGGUCGAUUAUUCGCGCGCCCCUCCGCGACAAGCAACAGGUCGAGCGCCGGAAGAACAGGGAGGACUCCAAGAACCGCAUCUCCGACCACGUCACGUCAUCCCCCGCGGUGCAAAAGGAGCUGCAGAAAUACUUGCAGGCGAAUAUGUCGGACUUGCUCCUGAUGCUGCAGUCCUGUACGGUGUUCGAGUACCAUGAGAUCGACUCGGAUGGCACGAGGAUCGAUGCGGAAAGCCGGAUCUGCAAAAGAAACGUGAAGUCUUCCGGUGGCGCAGACCUCGACCAUGAGUUUAGCCAGGUCGCAGGGAGUCUCCAGCACGUGCAGUACGGGCACAUUGAGCUCGUCACGAUGUGUCAGAGCAAGAAGAACCACCCGCCGGAGCCUCGCACAUUUCUGCAGUACAAACAGGCGAAGCUGGUUGAAAUCGCUAAAGAGGAUAAGAAUGUGGGUCGAUUUUUUUGCGGACUGCCGAUCGAAGAUUGCAAAACAGGCAUCCCGCUCCACUGCAGCGCUUUCUUCCGCAUGAGUGAGGACCGCCGAAGCAUCCUGUUCGGCGACAAUGAUCCAGCAGAUGCGAAGGGGAACAACCGUGAAUUAGCCGAUCAGCUGGUGGUUGCGUUACGAAAGUUUUGUGCGAUCAAGGGUAAAGAGAAAAAAACAACCGCCUUCAAGUACUUUCCGAUCGGCAAGGAAAGCAGCCCGUUAUCAAAGUACAUUGAAAACGCCUUCUACCAAAGUCUGCGCGAAUCCCCAGCCGAGCGUGUGCUGUACACGAUUAGCAGCAAGCCCGUAACCAACCUGCAGGAGUGCUUCUUCUUUGACCGGCGGCACGAAUGGAGCGCAUUUUUGGACGACGUCUCCAGUUGGGACGACAUGGGGCUGGAGCUGUUGGCCCUGGAUAAGCAAGAGGAAAUUGCGAACAGGCUGCAAAAGUCGACCGGCAACGACGACCCGCAGGGACCGAUCACUCUGACCGGCACGAACCUCUUGUUGAAACUAAAAAGUAUGGGUGAUCAGCUCUCAAUAGGCGCGGGAUCCGUCGAUCCAAUUCUGUGCUACUGUGUGGGAGACAAAACUGAGUUGCAGACCUACCUUCCCGGGUGCAAGCUCCGGGCGCAGCAGGACGGUGACAUCACGAAGUUUGCACGUGCUCCGCAAGAGCACUUGCGCCCCCUGGUGGCAGAUUCGGAGCCGGCUUGGAAAUUGCUGGAUUUCUUCCCCCGGCCCGAUGUUUUAAAACAGCUCUCCAGCCCGGUCGUUGCAGCGUUGCAGAGUGCGGAGUUCGUGAAGGUGGUAAGACUUUCCGACGUCGCGAGGCUGUUCAACGAGCACGGCCAGUUGCAAGAUCCAAAUGUCACAAUGCGGCGCGCUGUAGCGUUCUGGGACUAUGCGGAGAAGUCCUUUUCGCGAAUUGAAAACGCCAGGCGGCAAAAUCCAACCGACCAGGAAGGCCGGAAAGAUCCGCUUGAAGCGGCAAACGGGCUGCAGCUGCUGAUUGCAAAAGGCAAAUCCUAUCACCCUUGCAGCCUUCGCGGACGAAUGAUCGUGUUUUCGGACGAUUUCCUUGCACACGCGGGCCCCAGCGGAGCAAAUCUGGUUUCGGCUUUGCAGAAGUGCAAUGUUCUCGUCGGCACCAACACAGUGAAAACAAUGCUCCCUUUUGUUUGCAACGCGACCGAGGGCAAGCCGCAGGGAGCUCGGGUAAGCAAAAAAUGGAUCGACUUAAGCGAGCAUCAGCGGAAGCACCUUGUGGGCCGGGAAGUUGCGUCCUCCCUUCAAGCGGCGUUGCAGGGGCAAAACAACGUGGACAACCUGUCUGCGUUGGAGAAGAACGCUUUGCGGCAGUACUUAUUCGCAAUUGGAAACCACGGGGUGAGCUUGGGCGACGAUCCGCCGGACCUUACGAAGAAGUGCCUGGAACUCUGUCGCAAACUCCCUCUGUUCAACCUUCUCGGGCACGCGGCAAAUGACCGCAAGGCGCUGCCGGAGAAGUGCAAACUUUUGCCCCAGCCGAAGCCAGCCACUGAAGCCGCGGCUGAGGAGUCCGCCAGUGCUAGCGAAGACGAGGAGAAUCAGGAGAACGAAGUUGAAGAGGCGGAAGAACGGCGGCAAGAGGCGGAGGGGAAGGUAGUGUGGGAUCUGAUAGAAGUUUUUGCCGAGGGAGAGGUUCGCGUUGCCGCGGCGUGUGCCGAAGCUGCUCCAAACAGUGAGGCGUUGCGGUUCUUGCAAGACGUGGUAAAGAUUCCGACGAUGACCGACGAGGACUUCGUGUGCACUAUGGUGAACGAGCUGCAGCGACUGCAGUCAGCUCGUGCACAGGGUAAGGUUUUGAAGGCCUUGCUUACAACAACAGAUGCGAGAAGGGGCAAGCGCCGCUUCGCAGUUCAGUUCACGAAUAAAAGCUCCGGCCGAGUGAAAUCGGUGGCUUUUUUGCAAGCAGCAGACGCACAGAGAGCCGGCUGUGCGUACCUGCAACCUUCUGACUGUCUUUCCUUCAAGUUUGCUGCAAAAUUUACCGCAGUCGGUCUUUGCAAGCAGUUGCAUCCCGACGUGGUCGCGGAGUUGUUGGUUAACCAGCAGCAGGACAGAGGCCCCGACGUGCUUGCGCAGAUUAUGCGACAGAUUCUCACCCCGGAAGAAGUUCUUGAAGUCGCAGACCACAUUGAGGCAAACGCAUCUUCUGGACUAGCCAUUGAGCUGUUUAAGCACAUCAACUUGACCAUGUUUGGUUUCGCAGCUUCCGGGCGCAAGGAAAUGCACGAAGGCCUGCGGAGCAAGCAGUGGCUCCCCGUCAUGAGCCAACGACCGCAGAAUUGGCCGGCCGGUUUGCCAUGGGCAGGCGAACGUUUGGGCGGGUGUCUAGUUCGCCCCGACGAUUAUCCUCAGAGCAUUUUUUUGCCUGUGACAAAAGCCGCGGUCGGCUACGCGUUCCCAGUCGUCGACGAUGCCGCCUUGACAGACUCUACGAGAACAAAUUUGAUCCGGAACAAAAACCACGCUGACGCGCUUGGCAUUUGGAACCAAGGGGAUCGCUGCACUUCUUCUCACAUCCUCGAAAGCAUCAAGAGACUACAUGAACUCUCCAGCGACACUCGACGUGAAAAAGCCGGAGAAAUUGAUGGCGUGAUCCUCAAUCUUUACCAGGAGAUGCACAGUGCCCUGACACCGGAUGAGCAAAGCCAGCCCUUCGUCUGGGACCGAAAAACGCAUUCGUUUUUGGGCAUAGCUGCGUUUCACAAGGAGAAACCCAAGGCAAAAUCUGAUGCUGCACCGUUCGACAUGAAAUUGGAGCCCUACGUGUGUGCACUGCCGGCGGCUUGGAAGAACCUCCCCGUGUUUCAAAAUGUAGCGAAGUCUCCCGGUGUCGACCAUAUCGUGGGCAUCUUUUCCCGACUUGCAGCCGAAGGAACUGGCGCUCCGCUGGGCGAAUACGCUAAUCAUGUGGCACUCUGCGCUCGCGCCUGGUGGGUUUCUUACAAACUUUGUCCACCCGGGCCGAACGAGAUAGCAAAACUGAUUCCCCGUGACAAAGCAGUCUUUCCAGUACGAAACAGCAGAAAUGGACUUCUGGAGUUCGCCACCGCCGACUCGUGCUUCAUCGACAACAUGCCUUGGCUUUCCGUAGACCAUGGCGAUCUGCUCGAUCCGAAACUGCCAGUGUCGCUUGGCGACAACGAGACAAAGCACAUUCUGCAGAUUGCUGCCGGGCAGUACAGUGUGCCCCCAGCUUCAGCGCUCUAUGCGGCGAAGCACCAGGUACCCCUACCAGAAGGGUCCUGGAUUGACGACUUUGUGCCGUACUCUGCAACUGAACAAGAGGACAAAACCAGGGCAGAAGAUGCAGACUCUGCGUUUCACAACUAUUUGCUUCGCGUGACCGACUUCUGGUCGAAAAGAACAAGUGGUGCGUCUCCAGAGCGGAGCCCGACACCACUGGAGAUUUCUUUUCGGGUAUGCCCGAACUCAACUUCGAGCGGUGCACCAGCACACGAUGCCGGCUCUGCUCCUAGUGUCAUCCCGCAGCUGAUAGUGGAUUCGACAGGAAACAGCAUGGCAACGCACCAUAUCGUCACGGAACUGAGGGGGGCCGCGCCGCUGUCCGACGAAGAAUGGAAGUUCCUGGCAAAUCACGAAGUGCUGUUCUGGGACGCUGCAGUGGCGGUAAUCUUGAGUAAAGGCGUGAUUGGAUUUUUUGAUCCAAGCAAGAAAAUCCGGCAACUUCGAACGGGUCGCAGUGACGUCUCUCCAGUCCUGCGAUUCCCGGUGCACGAAUUCGCGCGUUUGUGGCCAGAGCAAGCAUCCAUUCUCGGCCUUUACGAGACAGCGGCCUCUCCUGGAUUGCGCAUUUGGCACUUCGGAGGUGAAGUCACAGUGGAAACGUGGAAAUCGUUUAUCACGAAUGGCGCAGGACGAGGUCUGCCCUUUCGAGUUUCGCUCCUGGCUUUUGAACACUUGAGGGUGCUCGAGUUCGUUUCGGAGAUGACCAGAAAUGCUGCCGCAGGGUCGUCCGCAAGUGCGACCCAGGCGAACGCAGCAAAUCUUUGCAACAGACUGGAGAAGCAGAAAACAAAAAAAGAACUACUACAACAGCAACGUCCACAAAAUCAGCACCACCAAUCUUCUUCGAGUAGCGCCGCAGCGCCAGUACUUGAUUCUGUUGCAGUCGCAGAACUGACAGUGAAUUCCGUGUGGGUAACGCACAACAAUGCCAGUGGCGAUAGCAACCGGACUGCCGAGCAGAGCCGCUGGUAUCGAGUUUCUGCAGACGAUUGCGCCUUUGUCGUUCCGGUAGACGGACAGAUGAACCAUCCAGGCUUCGGCAACAUCUUGGCUCAUCAUGCGUCCGUUUUGGGAGUAGCUGGACAUGCUGUGUGUGUGCAGCUAAAAUGCUUCGAUGAGCUGGCUGAAUCAGCAGAAUCUUUGGGUGCGUGUCUUGGCGGAGUCGUUGCCUGUCUAGCGAAUUCAAAUCUGAAUGGAUUCGAUUUUUCUUCGCCGGAGUUGAACUUCACUGACUCGAUCUCGCCGGACGAACUCGACAAGACGCUGCACACUGUUGACAGUGUCAAAGGAUUUUACAACGUGCUUCAGUCAGCGCUGCUCCUGCACGGAAGGCCCAUGUCCUCAUACAAGAUCCUGCAGCGGACCUGGGGUCGCGGUGACGCAAAUGCGACAAACUGGUUGGAAAAGUCCGCACACUGUGUCGGCCUGCCUGCGUGGCUCCAGAAGUAUGUUUUUAUGGAACGCCACGACACGACAAGAAUGCCUGCGGUUUGCUUCGCGUCAUGCCGGUACAUCGUCCAGAAGGUGUGCGAGAGCGAGAGGCAACUGUCGGCUGCCGUACACACAUCACUACUGUCGUGGAUGAUGAAUUGUGUGGAGUUUUGGCAGGAGGACACGUUGAAAGAGCUGCCACUGUUGCGGGAAGAUGACUCGCUUUCCUCUACCUAUCCACGAUGGUACUGUAAGAGCGACAAGAUCCGAAAGAUUUUGUCCCCCACAGUUUCCAGAAGUGCCAUCGUGAAGGCUCUACCGAAAACACCAGCGGGCGUGACCAACAAGACUGAGUACGACGCGUUCGACCUACUCGGGCCGUAUCAGCCACCCGCAGUUGCGGGGAACGCCGACAGCAUCAUACAUGCAGAAUUCUGGAAAUUCUAUGCGAGUCGUUCGUCGUCCCAGCGUGCCAGCAGCGUGCUGUUGCAGCAGUCGCUUCGAUCGUCGAUGCAUCUUCUAGAAGAAAAAUUGACGGUGGAAGUUACUGCUCCGAACAACGGUAACCAGCGCAUUCCCUUGCAGCCCCACUGUGCGCUUCGAUCAGGUGCGAACAACGAACUUUUGAAUUUUGGAAAUGAACUUUUUAAGCGCAUCGGCUGCCGUUUCAGCGAGGAAAGCUUCCCCGACAUCGGCACCCGCGAAGAUGACAGCGGACAAAAGACGACGACUGAGUAUGCAGGAGAGACGGUCGACUUUGUCGCGCAACACUUGGCUGCGUUGGCCAAGGAUGGAGGUCUAAACAUCAUAGGCGCAGCUGACGCACAGUCUUUGUUCAAGUUUUUUCUCGUCGACAAGAAACUUCAAACAGACGCCGGGAGAAGAGCGCUCGCUGAUAUUCCGCUAAUCGUAAUCGAGACUCCUGGUGCUGGAGGAUCUUUACUGGAGAUCGCCAAGUGCAAAUUCAUACAGUCAGAAAACGUCGCCAAGCUCUGUCGCGUCCGGACGCAGCCACUACCGGUAUUUUGGAUUCAGGAUCCAAGGUUUGCACCCUUCGCACAACAGCGCAUCAUCAAACCGACCACUCCACUGGAGAUUCUGCGUGCCUACGCGACCACCAUCGCCUCAUCGGUAUGGUCCGUAGACGAACGGGAAACCUUGCUAGCGGCUGUUGCGGCAGACCAGCCCGAUUCCGCGGCCAGAGAUAUCGCAAAGCUCCCUCUUUUUCCUGGCGGUGUUCCCCUGACCUCAUUGUUCGCCACAUCUGGUACAUCCGGACGGGGCAGCAGUAAUAAAGACAUCGUGAAGAUGGUUCUCGAUGCUAAUCCGGGGGUGCGGGAAAAGCUGUGGCAUUGCCCCGACGUCGGCCCAACACAGUUGCGACGGCAGGCGAAGGGGCUCGACAGCGCCAACAACGUCGUGGAAUUUUUCCAACAGUACGCACCCUUCGUAAAGAACAUUCCCCAAAACUCCCACAGGAAGUACCGACAGGCGCUUCUGGAACUUUUGCACGAGCACGUCGCGGAGGAUCAGGCGUCGGUAGACGAAAUCCGAGCGCUCCAAAUCGUCCCCCUGCAGAACGGAAACUGGCAGUGCCCGAAAGACGUGUAUUUGAAAUGCGUGCACGAGUUGCUCAUUAACCACACAGACGACGGCAAGUGCCGAAUGCUCACGGAGUCGGUCGAUGACAUCCCCGGCGCGAAGAAGUUCUUCCGUGAAGCCCCUCCGGUGACCCUAGUUCUCGUGCAACUGGAUCUCUUCUCGCGCCAGUGGAGCGUCGGAACGGGCAUCAGCCAGGUCGUGUCCCGACAGGAUGAUUUAAAACAGUUCCAAGCCAUUUACGAACACCUCGCCGACGCGCUUGCAAAAAUCGAAGCGGAAGACGAACCCGAACUGAAGAAGCACGAGCAGUCGCCUGUAGUCCGCAAGUUGCAGCAGCACACGGCCUGCGUCGUCGGGGCGGACCAUGUCUUGCGGAAACCGCACCAGUACUCGCUGAAACUGUUGGAAAACCGUCCACCGCUGUACAUGAUGCAGGCGACGCUGAAGGAGCCGCGGUUUCACACACUGUGGCGCGUCCUCGGGGUGCAGCAGCAAGCCACCGGGAGACUGACUGCGAAACCGGUUAUGCUGCUCGAGCAGCUGAAGUCGAAGCAGGUGGUUGCGAAGAAGGCGGAUUUGGUUUUGGUCGCCAGCAAAAGCCGUAUGAGAGGUUCGCGGGGUAGUGGAAGUCUCGUCCGACCGGACCUGUCUGCGUCUUCGCCGUCGUUCUCAAACGAGCAGAACGUUGCGGAUCAAGACACGGUGAGAAUCCCGUUUUACCAACUCGCGUGGACCACGGUUUUUCCAGACUCGGUUGCAAACGUUGGAGCAGCAAGACGUGCUAGUGGCCCAGGAUCAGCUUCUAUCCCAUCGCAAGCGUUCGAUGCGGCGUCUUCUUCAGGUUCGUCCAGCAGUAGUUCUGCUGCUGGCAAUCAGCACCAGGCAAGCUCGUUACUACAGCAGCAGGCACAACAACCAAUCUCAGUCACGGAGCUGGACCUUCGGCCAGCGUCGCAGGAAGCGGUCAAGAUCCUCUGUGAUUACGCCCUCCAGGAGCGGCUGCCGAAUGAGGUCGGGGAGGAUCUCGGGUUUGAGCUGUACCAGCUGGGGAAAAGGUUGAACGCGCCCUACAUCGAAGAACACUUCGAGGCGGUGCUGAACGGGGUAGUGGGUCUCGGGAUCGACGGCGGGCUGAAGGAACUGGAAUGUUAUCCGUCGUACUGGAAGAACCAGGCGACCCAUUUGGAUUUCUCGGAGCGGGUGCAGUUGGAUAAUACCUGGGUUCAGAAAAUGACGAGGCUGAUGAACGAAUCGUCGAGGGCCGGCAGCUGCAAUGCGUGCGGUGGCAAAAAGUUCCAGGUCGCGUCUGUGCACCGCAUUGAAAACCAGGAUCUGUGGAACCGAUACGCAGCCCGUCGGAAGCUGCUUUUUGGGCUGGUGCAGAAGAAAAAGCGCGCGGUGAAGCGACUAGAAGGCACAGUCGUCAAAGGAGAGUUGCGGAACAUCACGGCGGAACAUGGCCUCCGGCAUGAGGAACUGAAUGAGUUUUACUGUUUUCACGGAACAAAGCCCGACUUUGUCGAAGCGAUCGCAGAAAAGGAGGGCUUUGACGAGCGCGUCGCGAAUCUCGGUGGACUAUAUGGCGCUGGCGUCUACGGUGCGGAUCAGGCUUGCAAAUCGCAUCAGUACACCGCAGCUGAUGCGCAAGGCUAUCGGAGCAUGUUCUUGUGCCGGUUCGCACUGGGAAAUCCGCACUACACCAGUUGUUGUUUGGUAUUUGGACUUUUUUUCGCUGAUUCAAAACAAGUAUUUGAUGAAAAUCGCAGCUGUGUCAAAAAUGAAAAAGCCAUUUAGGUUCGUGGCUCGAGAAAUGAAACUAGAAUUCAGCCGAUGAUCACAUGAUAUGAGGCACCAGCACAAUAUCGCAAUGACAAUAUGAAUAUACAUUGUAAAUAAUACAGGUGAAUGCGCGACGACCGCCGCGGGCUGACAAAGAAGAUUGCGUGAUUGCCGCAACGGGACCGAUGGCGGGCCAUUUCCAAAAUCGUCAACAGCACAACGAGCUGAUUGUGUACGAUCGAUCGAGCGUGUAUGCGGAAUUCCUCAUCAAAUACAAGGAAGUACUAGGGUAGACUGGUCGGUCAUUGUGGUAGACCAAAGAUUUUUUUGUAGUCACAACUGUUGCUACUCGCCAGACGCAACCCCCUUUUCCUAGUGUCUGUCACUUUAUGUAGUGUGCUCUUCUGUACUGUUUUGAUGUUGUGUGUGUCCUUUUUAUAUCCCUCCGUGCAUCUGCGCAAAGACAAAGCGGUCCGUGUUCAUGAUCACAAUUUUUUUCACCAGCGACAGAUUGUCAGUAUCGAAGGCGAAUUUAGCAACGGGCUGAAGGUACGCUCUAAUUGACGACGAACAAAACAAAAUAAAAAAACACCUUUUUUGAAAAGAAGACAAAGACAGACGAACAACGACCUUUCGAACUACGAGAACUACUGCGUAAUAAUCUUCCGAACGAAAACUUGCC